AUGGAGCAUGUGUGCAAGCACUGCAAAAAGAGCUUCUUGAGCGGCAGAGUCUUGGGAGGUCACAUGAGGUGCCAUGGAGCAAAGAAAUCGGCUAAAACUGAGAAAAAUAUCGAAAUGUGCAGAGCACAUUCUGAGGUUGAAGACGAUGAUCACGCUGGUUAUGGAUUACGAGUGAACCCGAAAAAGUCCUGGAAAUUUUCAGGGCACUCGAAGUUCGAAGCUUCUGCAGGGGAAGAAAAAGAGAUCGUCUGCAGGUGCAGGGUUUGUGGCAAAGGGUUUGAUUCGAUGAGAGCGAUGUUCGGGCACAUGAGGCAUCACUCAGGGAGGGAGAGGAAGGAGACGCAGUCCUGCGAAGUUUGUGGUAAAGGGUUCAAAACGUUGAGAGCUUUAGCUACUCAUAGCAGAUGCCACUCGAAAAGUAUUAGGGGAACUGAUGGAUUGGAGACUGUUUCUUCAAGCAAGAAGCUUUCUGUGGAUUGCUGUCAGUACAGCAGUGAGACGAUGGGGCUGAUUCGGAGGAAAAGAUCGAAAAGAUUGAGGUACAAGAUUACUAAUUCCAGUUGUUCUUUUUCUAGUUUCAGUGUUAAUGAAUCUAAGUAUGUCGCUGAAUUUGGGGAAGAAGUAGUAGAGGGGGCAAUUUGUUUGAUGAUCAUAUCUGGUUGUGGAAGCAAUUGGGGUCGAAUUAGUUCGGUCACUGAGUCUUCGGAUAAUAAUUCCUUGUCUUUAGAGGUUCAAUCACCAGGCUUAAAGAAUUGGAUCAUGGGAAAUAAGGGUGGUGUAUCGGUUUGUGAUGAUACUGUGAAAUUGGUUGAUUGCAUUUCUGAUUGUAAGAAUGUCUCCGUUGAGAAGAAAGUAUUUGAAUUUAGCGAAAAUAAUUCUGGGUUUGCGAAUGACUGA
This is a messenger RNA of Pyrus x bretschneideri (Chinese white pear), 897 nucleotides long. Its product is annotated as zinc finger protein 614-like. Bases 1 to 897 code for a protein of 298 amino acids. The record is from RefSeq and is a predicted model, not a curated record. NCBI's taxonomy places the organism in Eukaryota, Viridiplantae, Streptophyta, Magnoliopsida, Rosales, Rosaceae. The transcript has a single exon.